Molecule: messenger RNA, 858 nt
Organism: Naegleria lovaniensis
Lineage: Eukaryota; Heterolobosea; Eutetramitea; Acrasida; Naegleriidae
Exons: 2
Coding region: 1-858 (285 amino acids)
Source: RefSeq, a predicted model, not a curated record
AUGUCAGGUCGAAACAUCUUCAACAAAAAUCUGGAGCAUGAAAAAGUCAAACCUUCCAACGCCUAUCGGAAUACAGUCACGGCACGAGCACUCUCUAUUAAAUUUGAUAAACAAUCACGUGAGGAUUAUGUUAAAAAUUUAAAGAAAAGAAAAGAUAUUAAUCGACUCAUCGGAAGAGAACAACAAAAAAGACAUGAAGAAAAAAUUAAACAAGAAAGAAAAUUAGAAAAGAGAUUAAGAGAUGAAGAAAUGUUACGAUCUCUCAAUAUAGAUCCUGAUCAAUUUAAAGGAAAGAAUAAAAAAAAAGAAUAUGAACAAUUAUUAAAGAAACAAAAAAAGGAAGAAAAUGAUGGAUUUGGAACUGGUCAAUCAAAAUUUGUAGUUGAAUUGGAAGAAUUAACUAAUGAAAAUUCUGAUGAUGAUGAAAAUACUAAUGAUGAAAAUGAUGAUGAGAAAGAUAUGAAUGAACUUUCAUAUUCUGCAACAUCUACAAAAGAACUCAAUAAUGAACAAGAAGAAUCGUCUUCCACUGUUACAGUCUCUGUGAAACCAUUCAAUUUCAAUUCAGGCAAUUUUGAUAGCGAUGAUGAUCAUUCUGGAGAUAGUGAUGAUUCUAGUUGUGAGGAUUCUAAUGAUGAACAUCAAACUCAACCAGCCAAAUCUAUCAGACAACAAAUUCUAUCUCUUAAGCCUCAUGAGCUCAACAAGAAAAUUAUUGAAAUGCAACGAGAACGUAAAAAAGACAAGAAACAAAAGAAGAAAACUCCUGCAAAACUGAAAUCAGAUUUGAAAAAGAAAAAGAAGAUUAUGAAAGAAAAGAGAGCAAAGAGAGAACCUUCAAAAAGAAAGAAGAAAUAA